AUGGUACAUAAACAUGCUUUUGAGGCUCUUGACCAUACAUUGAAAGUGGUUUUGAGUUUCUCUGAUUCACGAAAUUAUGAACUUCCAUUUGGUGGAAAGGCUAUUGUAUUUGGUGGUGACUUUAGGCAAAUCCUACCAGUUGUACAAAAUGGAAGCAGGCAAGACAUCGUACACGCCUCUUUAUGUUCAUCUUACAUAUGGUCGAGUUUCAAGGUGUUAAAUUUGACAACGAACAUGCGUUUGUCUGUUGGAUCGAGUAGCUCAAACAUCGAGGAGAUAAAAGAAUUUGGUAAAUGGAUUCUCGAGAUCGGCGAAGGCAAUGUUGGUGAUUCUAAUGAUUGUAAUUCAAGUAUUGAAAUACCUGACGAUCUUUUAAUAACUGAUGAAAACGAUCCAAUUCAAGACCGUGAUUACUUUUCUGAGAGAGCUAUACUCUCUCCUAAGAACGAAGUUGUUCAUGAGCAAAAUGAUCGUUUGCUGGCAUUGUUUCCUAGUGAAGAAGUAGAGUAUCUUAGCUCUGAUAGUGUAUGCCCUACUGAGGAAAUUAACGAUCCGUUACAUCAAGAUUUAUAUAAUCCUGAUGUGUUAAACAGUGUGAAGGUUUCAGGAUUACCAAAUCAUAGAUUGGUAUUAAAAUUGGGUGUUCCGGUCAUGCUUUUGAGGAAUAUUUAUCAACAAAACGGUCUGUGUAACGGUACAUGUCUUCAAAUCACACGUCUUGGUAAACGUGUUAUCGAGGCUGAGAUAUUAUUGGGAGGUAAUGUUGGUUCAAGAACUUACAUCCCAAGAAUUAGCAUGAUACCAUCAGACAAGAAAAUACCCUUCAAGUUUCAACGACGGCAGUUUACAAUAACUGUAUGUUUUGCGAUGACUAUUAAAAAAAUUCAAGCUCAAUCUUUGUCCAGAGUUGGUCUAUACUUGAAAGACCCCGUUUUCUCACAUGGUCAGCUUUAUGUUGCGUUGUCGAGAGUAAAGACCAAAGAUGGUGUGAAGCUUUUAAUAUUUGACAAAGAUGGGAGGCCAACAAAUAAAACUGCAAACGUUGUUUACAAAGAAAUAUUUGGGAAAUUGUAA
Messenger RNA from Helianthus annuus (common sunflower), 1074 nucleotides. Its product is annotated as ATP-dependent DNA helicase PIF1-like. Lineage: Eukaryota; Viridiplantae; Streptophyta; Magnoliopsida; Asterales; Asteraceae. The coding region runs from base 1 to 1074 and encodes 357 amino acids. The transcript has 2 exons. Gene Ontology annotation, biological process: DNA repair; telomere maintenance. The record is from RefSeq and is a predicted model, not a curated record. Gene Ontology annotation, molecular function: DNA helicase activity.